Messenger RNA from Cynoglossus semilaevis (tongue sole), 3453 nucleotides. RefSeq names its product calcium-activated potassium channel subunit beta-2-like. Gene Ontology annotation, biological process: detection of calcium ion; potassium ion transport. Gene Ontology annotation, cellular component: membrane; voltage-gated potassium channel complex. The record is from RefSeq and is a predicted model, not a curated record. The transcript has 6 exons. Lineage: Eukaryota; Metazoa; Chordata; Actinopteri; Pleuronectiformes; Cynoglossidae. The coding region runs from base 2438 to 3139 and encodes 233 amino acids. Gene Ontology annotation, molecular function: potassium channel regulator activity; calcium-activated potassium channel activity.
AAUUAGUUAUAAACGUCUGUCUAACACUAAAAUGAUGUAAACUAAAAUGAGUUGUCUUUUACUUUUACUUCAGGCUGACUUUUUUCAUGGUGUUUUUUUUAAUUAGCUGGAAUCUGGUUGUCUUGGUGUCUCUGAAGAAGGUUUCCUGACUCAGACCUGAUGAUGGUCUUAAAACAGUAAUUAUGUUGUUGAGUCCUUUAGCAGUUAGAAGUUUUUCAGACUAGUUGCCUCCACACCCACCAGAGCACCUCCCACCUCCUCACAGAGAGAUGCCGAUCGUGUAACGGUUGCUGCUGGUGAACAGAGUCCACUCAGCCUCUCUCCUGGUGGGAAGACGAUGGAGCUGUAACAAAAUGACUCUUCUGUUUAAGUGAUUGUUUGAAAACAGAUGAAUGGGGGAGGAUGAGGGGUGAGGAGGAGUAGUGAGGAUUAGAGGUGGCCAUGUUCACAGGGAUGAUGAAGGUGCAGUGAGGUCCAUGGUGUUCUUGUCUGGCGACGACUGCUCUGACAGUCGGACCAUCGAUCUGUGCUGGACGCCUCAGUCAGAGAGCAGGUGAGUCAGGGGAUAUGUCAGAAAAUUAUAUUUUUGUAUCAUAAUAUCAAUUUAUUUCUCUAACAAAACCUGUUGUAAAUGCAGAUCUUCAUCAGAUAAGGUUAAUAUAUUUAUUUUAGUCGAGAUUAGUUGGACGAAGCUGGUGUAAAGAAAAGAGUCAAGAGUCGAGAUGAAGAAUGAAGUGAGUCUGGAAACAAUGACAAUGUUUAAAAAACUGUUCACAGUAAUCUGAGACAAAAGGAAUCCAAAUAAUACAUUAAUGACAAGAUUUUAAAGAAACAAAUGUCACUUUUGGUUGAUAGUGUUUUUAAAUAUAAAGUGAAGUAUUUUACAUGAAUAUCAAUUAUUUGAAAUGAAAUUCAGUGUCACUAAACCUGGAGCAGUGGAGCUGAGGAGAGUCAACGCUAAAAGACACUUCUUUGUGCAAACACACACACUCACUAAGUGUGUGUAACAGUGCAGGUGAAUAAUGUAGCAGCUGACGUAGCCUGAGUCAAUAUUUGAUCUUCCUGCUGUAGAGUGUUCCUCAGUCUGAUCUGUUGAGUCCUGGUUCUGAUGUUUCAACAAAAACCAACAUGUGUUUUUGGCAUAUAUUACCCAACAUGCAGCAGCAUUUCCAGUUGAGCAAACACUCCCCCUCCUCCUGACCUCUGACCUCCACAUUCCCACUUCCUUCCUCUCUGUAUAAAACUGAACCUGGAUUCCAACCCAGUGUCUGCACACAUCGUAAAUCCUCAGGUGCAGAUCUGUUCAAAAUGGCUGUCAUUCCUCCCACACAGCUGCCUUCUCAUCCCUGAUGCUUUUAUUGAUCGCUGAACUGAUCACUGUUUUGAAUCAAACACUCUCACCAGUCUGUCCUGGUCCUGGUCCUGUUCAGGUCAUAAACAUGAGUGUAUGACAAUCUGCAUGUGUGUGUGAACAUGUGUUUCUGUGAUUUAUGGACAAUGUGUGUGGACCGACCACAUGACUCCACACGUAUGUGUGUGUUAUUUUUAUCAAAAGAGAGUAAGCCACACACACACACACAUACUUGCAGACCACUCCAAAAUUAAAUCGCAAGUUUUAUAUCCGUAAAGUCAACUUCAUAUAAAUGUUUGUAAAACACCAUGUGUGUGAUUCUUUUAUAACAAAAAGUUUAUUAGUUUAGCAUUUCAAUACCUGACAUAAUAAUCAAACACCUGAUAAUUAGACAUUCAGGUGGCGUUACAGAACAAAAUGUUGAUUUGUGUUCUCUAUUUUUCAUUUGUCAUCUUUUUACUACCACAUGUGUACAAGGACUGUUGUCGCUAACAUUAGAUCUGGUGUCUGUAGCAGGACUGUAGUUGUUCUCUGCCGUUAUGAAAUCAGUAACAGUUACAGUUACAGUUACAGUAUCACUGCAGCACCAGCGUCUCCUCCUACCCUCAUGUUGAAGACCAUAACCAUCAGACAUAAAUCAGCAGCAGACGUUCAGGGUCAGGUCGUCGCUGACAACACAACAACCAGCUGAAGUUGUUUUCACCUCUGUCCCGUCACCUUCGUCCUUUCACUGAUGAUCAGUUUAAACCACGACACACACUGGUGUUUUUAGUUUCUGGUUCUCAAGGUUAGCUGUGUGUGUGUUUGAUAGUGGAACUAUGUAAAGUACCAGUUCAUGUGUCUUUGUUUGAUAAAUAGUUCUUCAUGUACAGUUCUAAUGCAGAUGGAUCGUAGCUGUGGUCAAACUGGAGGGUCUGGUUCUACUGGGUGUAUGAGUUAUAAGUUAUGUAAAGGUAGACCACAUGGACAGAUGUCCUUCUGUGAUGUCUUUUGUUUGUCUCCACUGACAUCUCCUACUGUCUAUGAUGGUGGCUCAGUAACUCUGGUAGCAACAACGGACUUCAGUUUCCACACGUCUCAAAUGAGAUGUUUCUGUGGGCAGGAAGACAAACCCCAGACCGCAGGAAUGACCGCAGGUCCAUCUACCAAAGGUUUCGAGAGUUUGAGUUCCUGGACCGGAGGAAGAGGGUGACAGCUCUGAGAGCAGGAGAGGACCGGGCCAUUCUACUGGGCCUCAGCCUGGUCUUCUUCUCCAUCAUGAUGUACUUCAUCGUGGGAAUCACAAUACUGCGCUCCUACUCUGACAGUGUGUGGACAGAGGAGGCGAGCUGCACCGUCCUAAACUCCACCCUCAUGUGGGAUGUCAACUGCUCCUACGGCUGUGGGGCAGAAUGCUGGAAGAGCUCCAAAUACCCCUGCCUCCAGGUCUACGUCAGCGUCAACACCUCAGGGAAGGUGCUGAGACUCCUGCACAACGAGGAAACGCAGGAAAACAACCCUGAGUGUUUCUUCAUCCCUAAGUGUCAUAAAGACUACUCCCUCACUCACACCAUCAUCCAGAACAUUUCUGAUCGUCUCCGGACUCAGCACACUGUUCACUGCUUUGUGGAUCCUUCAGAAAAAAUGAACUGUGCUAUCCUGACCCAGAUAUAUGGCCCAGUCACUGUCUUCCACUCCCUGCUGUGGCCCACCUGCUCCCUCAUUGGAGGAACCCUAAUCAUCGCCAUGGUGAAGCUGACCCAGUACCUGUCUGUCAUGUGUGAACACCUGAGGCAUGUGAGGAUGUGAAAGGGUUAAUGAAGCCAGAACUUCCUGUUUGUAAAUAGACUGAAGCAGCAGGACGGUGGAAACCUGUCACUGACAGAAGGAAUUCUGGGAAUCAGAGAAAGAAUCAGUUGGUGACAGACAGAAAAAAUAUGAAUAAUAAUUCAUAUAUAUAUAUAUAUAUAUAUAUCAUUAUAAAUCAAAUUUAACUUUGUCCCGUGCCCCGUUUUUAGCGCCCCUGACUUAAGGCGGCUAUGUCACGGCCGACAGGUGGCGCUGUGUGAUUUGUUGAUUUGGAAGAAGAAGAAGAGACGUCGACACCAACGUCACGUGACAGG